Molecule: messenger RNA, 855 nt
Organism: Aspergillus pseudonomiae
Lineage: Eukaryota; Fungi; Ascomycota; Eurotiomycetes; Eurotiales; Aspergillaceae
Gene: yop1
Product: putative membrane biogenesis protein (Yop1)
Exons: 6
Coding region: 185-694 (169 amino acids)
Source: RefSeq, a predicted model, not a curated record
AACGCACCGUCGUCAUGGCGGUCAUUGCGCUCCGUAACCGCCAGAUCGUCCUUUCGCAGUCUCACUUCCUCAGCUUGAUAACGACCCGUCUUUUCUCUUCUUCAACCUUUCCGUCAGCCUCCAUCCCACCCCGAGAGUAAGCCUCAAUCGACGAACCAGUCCAACCCUUUCAAACCAAGCAAAAAUGGCUACCUUCCAGGAUCGUGCCCAGCACGCUAUUGCUCAGCUUGACAAGGAGCUCUCCAAGUACCCUGUCCUCAACAACCUUGAGCGUCAGACCUCCGUCCCCAAGGUCUACGUGAUCCUGGGCCUGGUCGGUGUUUACACCUUCCUGGUUUUCUUCAACAUCGCCGGUGAAUUCCUUGUUAACCUGGCUGGCUUCAUCAUCCCUGGCUACUACUCUCUCAACGCAUUGUUCACCGCUGGCAAGGCCGAUGACACACAGUGGUUGACGUACUGGGUUGUUUACGCCUUCUUCACCGUCAUUGAGAGUGCUGUCUAUGCUCCUUACUGGUUCCCCUUCUACUACAUCUUCAAGUUCGGCCUCGUUCUCUGGAUGGCUCUCCCCCAGACCAACGGUGCCCAAGUCGUCUUCCACUCUUUCAUUCAGCCCGUCUUUGGCCGCUUCUUCGCUGGCGGAAACACCUCGGCCAACCUCCGCGCCCAGGCUGAUGCUGCUACCAAGGCCCAGUAAACUGACCGUGCAAGGUGAUACGGCAUUCGCGGCGUGUUCUGCGUUGCCAUGAGCCAGGUCGGUCUCGGUGUUUUGGUACUUGAAAAUAAAGAAACCAGUGAAGAUUCGCUGGCAAGGAAAAGUGUCAGGUGAGAAGGCACUUCGACCUGAGUCAGACGGUU